UGACGCGCAGGUCGCUCCCGCUUCCUCAGCACUAGCUUCUGGGUUUGGGGCGCUGGGGGAGUCCUUACUGAGUCCUUGUGGGUGCCCGCCUGGGUCCCCUGUGGCGGGCGGGAGGGUGCGGCAGGCAGGCAGCCUCCCAGUUCCACCUGCUGCGGUCGCGGGCGGCCCGUGAAUUUGGAGAGGCGGUCACCCGGGCACUCCCCGUCGUUUCCAAGGGGUCCGAAGGCGGUGUGUUUUCGUCCGGGUAGAGUUGGUCUGCCGCGCGGGCGCUGCGCCUGGCCGGCCGGUCGAACCUAAGGUGUCCGCCCCUGACGGGUGUCAGUUGUGCGAGGCUCGGUGCCCCCUUCACUUGGACUGUGAGCUGCUGCUGCUGCGCUCCCGAGACUUGGUGUCUCUUGUAGGAUUGCUAUUCAGCACGCAUGGCGCCUAUGCCUUCUUAAGUCCUGUAGGAAACACGGUUGCUUCUAGACCGAUGCUUAGGAGCCUCACCGUUAUUCCUGCUAGUCUCGCGUCAUUGAGCAUUUCUAUAAAAAUGCCUUAGAAAAAGAACCAUGGAGAAGUAUGUUAGACUACAAAAGAUUGGAGAAGGCUCUUUUGGAAAAGCUGUUCUUGUUAAAUCUGCAGAGGAUGGCAGACAGUAUGUUAUCAAGGAAAUUAACAUCUCAAGAAUGUCCAAUAAAGAAAGGGAAGAAUCAAGAAGAGAAGUCGCUGUGUUGGCAAACAUGAAGCAUCCGAAUAUUGUCCAAUAUAGAGAGUCAUUCGAAGAAAAUGGCUCUCUCUACAUAGUGAUGGAUUACUGUGAAGGAGGAGAUCUGUUUAAAAGAAUAAAUGCUCAGAAAGGCAUUUUAUUUCAAGAAGAUCAGAUUUUGGACUGGUUUGUGCAGAUUUGUUUGGCUUUGAAACAUGUACAUGAUAGAAAAAUUCUUCAUCGAGACAUAAAAUCACAGAACAUAUUUCUAACCAAAGAUGGGACAGUACAGCUUGGAGAUUUUGGGAUUGCUAGAGUUCUUAAUAGCACUGUAGAGCUGGCCCGGACUUGCAUAGGGACUCCAUAUUACUUGUCACCUGAAAUCUGUGAAAACAAACCUUAUAACAAUAAAAGUGACAUUUGGGCUUUGGGCUGUGUCCUUUAUGAAUUGUGUACACUUAAACAUGCAUUUGAAGCUGGAAAUAUGAAAAACCUGGUACUGAAGAUAAUAUCUGGAUCCUUCCCACCUGUGUCUCUGCAUUAUUCCUAUGAUCUCCGCAGUUUGCUUUCUCAGUUAUUUAAAAGAAAUCCUAGGGAUAGACCAUCAGUCAACUCCAUAUUGGAGAAAGGUUUUAUAGCCAAACGCAUUGAAAAGUUUCUCUCACCUCAGCUUAUUGCAGAGGAAUUUUGUCAAAAAACAAUUUCAAAGUUUGGACCACAGCCUUUACCAGGUAAAAGACCAGCGUCAGGACAAAGCUUGGUUUCUCUUGUCCCAGCUCAGAAAAUCACAAAGCCUGCUGCUAAAUAUGGAGUGCCUUUAACACAUAAAAAAUAUGGAGAUAAAAAGUUACUUGAAAAAAAACCACCCUCAAAACAUAAACAGGCCCAUCACACUCCAAUAAAGAAAAUGAAUCCUGGAGAAGAAAGGAAGAAAAUGUUUGAGGAAGCACCAAAAAAGAGAAGGUCAGAAUUUGUUGAAAAAGAAAAGAAACAAAAGGAUCAGAUUAGUUUCAUGAAGGCUGAACAAGUAAAAAGGCAAGAAAAGCAGCGGUUGGAGAGAAUAAACAAGGCCAGAGAACAAGGAUGGAGAAAUGUCCUACGGGCUGGUGGAAGUGGUGAAGUCAAGGCUCCUUUUUUUGGCAGUGGAGGGGCCGUGACGCCAUCACCUUUCUCUUCUCGAGGGCAGUAUGAACAUUACCAUGCCAUUUUUGAUCAGAUGCAGCAGCUGAGAGCAGAAGAAAAUGAAGCAAGAUGGAAAGGGCAUAUCUACAGCCGGGGGCUCCCAGAAAGAGGACUUCCCCCUGGAGUUCGUCCAGGAUUUCCUAAUGGGGCUGGAGGUCACCACCAUUUCCCUGAUGCUGAUGCUAUUAGAAACACUUUGAAAAGAUUGAAGGCGGUGUCUAAACAAGCCAAUGCGAACAGGCAAAAAGGACAAUUAGCUGCAGAGAGAGCCAAGCAAGUAGAAGAAUUUCUCCAGCGGAAACGAGAAGCCAUGCAGAAUAAAGCCCGAGCUGAGGGACAUGUGGGACUCCUGCAAAACCUGGCAGCUAUGUAUGGAGGCAGGCCCAGCUCUUCAAGAGGAGGGAAGCCAAGGAACAAAGAGGAAGAGGUUUAUCUAGCAAGACUGAGGCAGAUAAGAUUACAGAAUUUCAAUGAACGCCAACAGAUUAGAGCCAAACUUCGUGGUGAAAAGAAAGAAGCUGAUGGUGUCGACGGACAAGAAACAACUGAAGAGGCUGACUCGAGGCUCAAAAAAAUUGAAUCACUUAAGGCCCAAACAAAUGCACGUGCUGCUGUUUUGAAAGAACAACUGGAGCGAAAGCGAAAAGAAGCCUAUGAGAGAGAAAAGAAAGUAUGGGAAGAGCAUUUAGUGGCUAGAGUGAAGUGUUCUGAUGUUUCUCCACCUUUGGUACAUCAUGAAACGGGUGGUUCUCCAUCAAAGCAGCAGAUGAGACCUAUUAUUUCUGUGAGUUCUGCUCUGAAAGAAGUGGGUAUGGAUGGAAGUUUAAUUGAUAUCCAAGAAGUUUCAGAAGAAAUGCAAAAGAGCAACAAUGCAAUUUCAAGUAAGCGAGAAAUACUUCGCAGGCUAAACGAAAAUCUUAAAGCUCAAGAAGAUGAGAAAGAAAAGCAGCAUCACUCCGAUUCUUGUGAGGUCAUUGUGGAUGAAGAUGCCAAAGAGCAUGAGAAAGAGAAUCCUGUUUCCUCUGAUCGCAGGAAAUGGGAGGUUGGAGGUCAACUUGUGAUUCCCCUGGAUGAAGUGACACUGGAUUCCUCCUUCUGUGCAACAGGAAAACAUACAGUGGGAGAGGUUAUUAAGUUAGAUCCUAAUGGCUCUCCAAGAAAAGUUUGGGGGAAAAGCCCUACAGAUUCAGUGCUGAAGAUACUUGGAGAAGCUGAGCUUCAGCUUCAGACAGAACUGUUGGAAAACACAGCUAUUGAAAGUGAGAUUUCUCCUGAAGUAGAAAAGUGUAAAGCCUCAAUCAUUGAAGAAGAAGAAAAAAUAAAAUGUAUUUCAAGUGAAAUAAAUUCAUCAGCUACCACUGAUUCUUCUGUUGAGACAGAAAAGCUAGAGUUUAGCCAGGCAUCUCCACUGGUGCUCGUAGGAAAUAUGGAAGAACAUGAUUUGGAAACAGAAGUUCUACAAGAACCAGAGAGGAAAACCUCAAAUGGGAGCUUGCCCUGUGCUGUCAGUGAAGUGUGGACUAGCGAAGAAAGGGAAGCAGAGGAUUCUGCGUUGGAAGAUAAAGUUGCCAUUCUGCAAAAUGAAGUUUGUGAAGAUGGUCUUCUGGGGAAUGUGGACCAACUCUGUGAGGAUCAUAUAGAACCUGGAAUAGAUGAUUCUCAACACUCUGAACAUGAUGUUGAAAAGUCAGUACAACCAGAACCAUUUUUCCAUAAAGUGGUUCAUUCUGAACAUUUGAACUUGGUUUCUCAAAUUCAGUCAAUUCACUGUUCAACAGAAGAAUCCAUUCCACUUCGGUCGUACUCUGAUUCACCACCAAAAAUUAAAAACAAGAAUUCCUUGCUGAUUGGACUUUCAACUGGUCUGUUUGAUGCAAACAAUCCAAAGAUGUUGAGGACGUGUUCACUUCCAGAUCUCUCAAAGCUGUUCAGAACCCUGAUGGAUGUAGGAGAUGUUCACCAAGACAGCCUUGAAAUAGACGCAAUUGAAGAUGAGCACGUUAAAGAAGGACCCUCUGAUUCUGAAGACACUGUGUUUGAAGAAACUGACAGAGAUUUACAAGAGCUUCAGGCCUCGAUGGAGCAGUUACUUAGGGAACAACCCAGUGAAGAAUGCAGCGAGGAGGAAGAGUUGGUCGUAAAGCACAGUGAUGUGGAGCAGAUGGCAAAUGGGACAGAUGUGGCAGAUGAGGACGACAACCCCAGCAGUGAAAGCGCCCUGAACGAGGCUUGGCACUCGGAUAAUAGUGAUGGGGAGACUACUAGUGAGUAUGAAUAUGAUAGUGUCUUUAACCAUUUAGAGGAGCUGAGGCUUCACCUGGAGCAAGAAAUGGGCUUUGAAAAGUUCUUUGAGGUUUAUGAGAAAGUGAAGGCUAUUCAUGAAGAUGAAGAUGAAAAUAUUGAGAUUUGUUCAACAAUAGUUGAGAACAUUUUGGGCAGUAAGCAUCAGCAUCUCUAUGCCAAGAUCCUUCAUUUAGUCAUGGCGGACGGAGCCUAUCAGGAAGAUAAUGAUGAAUAACCUUCAGGACAUUCUCUAAUAUUCAGCUGUGUGAAAACAUUUGAACCUGUCUCAUAAUAACAAGCUUCGUGGGAAAUUCAGAGCUUAUUUAUAAGAAAUACCAGAUUUAAGAUGGGCAUGCUUAUUAAGCAUGAAAAGACUGUGGAAUGUGAUUUUUCAAUUAGAUUCUGGCAUUUCAUUUACUUAAUUUUGUUUAUUGAGUUCUGUAAUUAACUUCUGUAGCAUGUACAUUUCUUUAAAUCAUCCCCGCAAAGCAUCGACUCAGAAUUGGAAUUGAUGGUGUUGAAAUUUUACCAUGUGCUAAGGAACUACUUUUAGUGGACAUCAUUCUGUGGAAAAAGUUGCCCAUGUCAUGAAAGGCCUGCCAUUCCUUGGUUUUCAUUUAAAUUUCAGCCUGACUGUUUUUUCUAUCUAGGAUUUUUCAUCCUGGCCAGCAGUUCUACAUUAAGUAAUCCUUGUCAAGGGCUCUGUUUAAAUCUUUACUUUUAGGAGAAGAAUUUUUAGCCUUGAAGUGUAUUUAUAUUCUCAAGUCAUUUUUCAACCAGUGUCUCCUGAACCAGCUCAGUGGAAACAGGCUGUAGAAACAAUCUUAAAUUUCGAAAGAUGUGAUUAUGAAGGAAUAGCAAAGUUCUACUUCCUGAUAUUAAAAAGUUGCUUAAUUUCUUCUGUUUCUCUUUAUAGACCAGAAAUACUAUAACUAAAAAUUAGGCUGUGAAUUUAAACAUUAACCUAGCAUAGAGCAUAAAGUUGCCCUUUGACUUUUAGCAUCUCUCCUGCAUGUGCCUCAGUGUCGGUAACCAUUAUGGGGAAAGGUUUGCCUCUUUUAUUUCCAGUGUGAGGAUUUAACUGGGUUAUUAAGAUGAUGGUCCCAUAGCUUCAGUUAGACACUGUUUCAUUAAAGAUGUCUACAGUCCAAAUGUUUUCAGUAAUAAAAGCAGAAAUUUGAGCCUCUGAGUACAAAUCAGCCUGAUUGGCAUAAUCUAACAUUUGAAAGAUGGAAUCUUACUUUGCAGCACUAUCAGUACUAUACUGAAUUUAUUAUGUAUAUUAUUUCUAACAUCCAAAACUAAAUAGCUGAUUUUAUAUGUUUAUUUUAUACUAUUAAAUUUUUUUUCAUGUAC
This is a messenger RNA of Nannospalax galili (Upper Galilee mountains blind mole rat), 5509 nucleotides long. RefSeq names its product NIMA related kinase 1 (gene Nek1). Gene Ontology annotation, biological process: protein phosphorylation. NCBI's taxonomy places the organism in Eukaryota, Metazoa, Chordata, Mammalia, Rodentia, Spalacidae. The transcript has 35 exons. Gene Ontology annotation, molecular function: ATP binding; protein kinase activity. The record is from RefSeq and is a predicted model, not a curated record. The coding region runs from base 552 to 4388 and encodes 1278 amino acids.